AAUAACCCCCUUUGGACUUGGUGUAGGGAUACCGAUCCUUCCAAAGUUUAUGCCGAUUACAUAGGUUGCACUUGAACUUGUAUCUGAUUUGGGAGAAAAUGUGAAUUCUGGGUUUUGAUCUGGAAAGCUUGAGGGCUUGGUUUUGAUAGAUAGUCCUUGAUCUUGGCUUGCUUAAGCGCGGGGUUUUUGAAAAUCUGAAUGUAAUUUCAACCAUUUGGUUGCUUAGGAGAGUUCGGGGGUAGAUUGUAGGGUUUCGUUAUUUUCGGUGAAAGGUAUAAAAACCCUACUCACGUGAACGCAUACAACUAAUUUGGCUUGUUUGGGCUGAGUUUUUUUGUUAGCGAGUAAACAGGAAAAAAAUUCAGGUUGAAGUUUUGAGAUGUCUAGCUUGGCAGUGGAUAUUCCUCCCAAGGGUGGAUUUAGUUUUGAUCUCUGCAGAAGAAAUGAUAUGCUUGCUAAGAAGGGGGUUCAGCCACCAUCUUUUCUGAAGACAGGAACUACAAUUGUUGGUUUAAUUUUCCAGGAUGGUGUCAUUCUUGGAGCCGAUACAAGAGCCACUGAAGGGCCCAUUGUUGCUGAUAAGAACUGUGAAAAGAUUCAUUAUAUGGCACCUAACAUAUAUUGUUGUGGAGCAGGAACUGCUGCUGAUACAGAGGCGGUGACAGAUAUGGUUAGCUCACAGCUGCAACUGCACCGGUACCAUACUGGUCGAGAAUCAAGGGUUGUCACAGCACUCACCCUUCUGAAGAAACACCUUUUCAACUACCAAGGUCAUGUGCAAGCUGCUUUAGUUCUUGGUGGAGUUGAUGUUACUGGACCUCAUCUGCAUACUAUAUAUCCUCAUGGAUCAACUGACACUCUGCCAUUUGCAACAAUGGGAUCUGGUUCACUUGCUGCUAUGGCCAUGUUUGAGUCCAAGUACAAAGAAGGCCUGACUAGGGAGGAAGGAGUAAAUCUUGUUGUUGAAGCUAUAUGCUCUGGUAUAUUUAAUGAUCUGGGAAGUGGAAGCAAUGUUGAUGUUUGUGUGAUAACCAAGGGCCACAAGGAGUACCUUAGAAACCAUUUGUCGCCAAAUCCACGUACCUUUGUCAAUCCGAAAGGCUUUUCUUUUCCUAAGAAGACUGAAGUUCUCUUAACAAAGAUUACUCCACUGAAGGAGAAGGUGGAAGUGAUUGAAGGAGGAGAUGCAAUGGAAGAGUGAGAACCAUCAUACGGUCAGCACGACAGGAUUGAGUUGUUUUUGCAACUUUUUCAUUAUAGACUUUGUAUUAAGUGGGAUGCUGAUAUAGUUUUCACUUUCCAGUUUCAAAAUCUCAAUUUCCAGACAUUCACUUCUCAUGGAUUUGGUUUCCAAACUCAGGGGGCUUGCUAGAAUAGUGUUCGUUUAA
This is a messenger RNA of Carya illinoinensis, 1388 nucleotides long. Its product is annotated as proteasome subunit beta type-7-B. The coding region runs from base 380 to 1201 and encodes 273 amino acids. NCBI's taxonomy places the organism in Eukaryota, Viridiplantae, Streptophyta, Magnoliopsida, Fagales, Juglandaceae. The record is from RefSeq and is a predicted model, not a curated record. Gene Ontology annotation, molecular function: threonine-type endopeptidase activity. The transcript has 9 exons. Gene Ontology annotation, cellular component: proteasome core complex.